AUGGCAUCGUCUUCAACGAAGUAUGAGGUGGAGAAGUUUAACGGAGGAUCGAGUUUCAGUCUGUGGAAGAUUAAAAUAAAAUCUUCCUUGAUUCUGCAAGGUUUGUGGAAGGCAGUUGAGAAUAACUUUCUAGAGGGUAUGAAGGAGGCGGACAAGGCCAAUCUGAAGGAGAGAGCCUUGAGUGCGAUUUUCAUGAGCGUCACUGAUAAUGUUCUGCGAGAGAUUGCUAGUGAAAAAUUGGUACCUGAAGCGUGGAAGAAAUUGGAGGAGCUGUAUUCUGCCAAAUCGCUGACAAAUCGUCUCUAUCUGAAGAAAAGACUGUACAAUCUUAGAAUGAAUGAAGGUAUGCCUAUUAAAGAACAUCUGGAUGAAUUUAAUUCAAUCAUUAUGGACCUGAAGAAUAUAGAUAUUGAUAUUGAUAGUGAGGAUCAGGCUUUGAUUGUGUUAUGUUUGUUGCCACCCUCAUAUAAGACUUUUGUAGAUACUCUAUUUAACUUCAGUGGCAAGUUUGGCCGUGUUGGCCUGCAGGCUUACAUUGUCUACAAGUGUAUCAAGAAGCACACAAGACAGACAUCAACAAAUUCUAAUGCUAGCGUAAGCGCAGCAGCGACAUCACAACCUUUUGUUACAGUGCCAUAUUCGCAGAUCGAGAGAACAACGGUGGAGAAUUUUCUCAACGACAUUGCUAGAGAGACCAUCAGGUUUUCACCUCAAGAUAUAGCAGACUUCAUCCAUAAUUACACCAAAAAGUUGGGUUCGGGCGGCUUUGGAGUAGUUUACAAGGGAGAACUCCCUAACGGCGUGCCUGUGGCUGUUGAGGUCCUUACGGAAAGCUUGAAUAAGAGAGUUGAAGAGCAGUUCAUGGCUGAAGUGGGGACAAUUGGGAGAACAUAUCACGUCAAUCUGGUGACGCUCUAUGGCUUCUGCUUCCAUGCCACAGUGAGAGCUCUCGUCUACGAGUACAUGGAGAAUGGUUCUCUUGACAACUACUUGUUCCAGAAAGAUCUCAAGAUCGAAUGGGGGACACUGCAUAAGAUUGCAAUUGGAACAGCUAAAGGAAUCCGAUACCUGCAUGAGGAAUGCCAGCAGAAGAUAAUUCACUAUGACAUAAAGCCGGCAAACAUCCUUCUGGAUGCAGACUUCAGUCCAAAGGUAGCCGACUUUGGCCUAGCUAGAGGAAGAGAGACGCUAGGCUAUGCUGCACCCGAGAUGCGGAAGCCUCAAGCCACAUGCAAGUGCGACGUUUAUAGUUUCGGCAUGCUGUUGUUUGAUAUAGUUGGGAGGAGGAGGAAUCUCGACAUCACCCAGCUAGAAGAAAGCCAGGAAUUGUUCCCCAGAUGGGUCUGGGAGAAAUUUGAGAAUGCGCAGCUAGGGGUGGUGGCAUCAGUUUGUGGAAUAAGGGAAGAGGACAGAGAGAUGGCAGAGAGAACGUGUAAGGUGGCUUUGUGGUGUGCUCAGUAUCAGCCAGAAGGAAGGCCUCCUAUGAGCAAGGUGGUCAAGAUGCUGGAGGGGGAGACGGAAAUCGCCCCACCAUUGAAUCCAUUCCAGCAUUUGCUCACAUAUCAGAUAGCUAUUGCUAACUGGAGUGACGGCAGCUCGGGCUCAACGGCAACUGCAGAAACAAGUGAUGAAAGUCCGAAUGAAUAUUCCACGCCUCCGUCGAGGAUGUACGACAUAGAGGUGGAUCUUGAGGAUAACAGGAGGCUGAGGAAUGGAGAAAUAAUCCUACGUAUUGGGAACAGAGCAAAAGUUACUGCUGUGGCCAUGAAAACUUACCCUCUACGAUUACCAUCAAAAACAUUUUAUUUUUGA
Molecule: messenger RNA, 1812 nt
Organism: Elaeis guineensis (African oil palm)
Lineage: Eukaryota; Viridiplantae; Streptophyta; Magnoliopsida; Arecales; Arecaceae
Source: RefSeq, a predicted model, not a curated record